Messenger RNA from Cuscuta epithymum, 9690 nucleotides. The record is from the annotation of a GenBank genome assembly. Lineage: Eukaryota; Viridiplantae; Streptophyta; Magnoliopsida; Solanales; Convolvulaceae.
CUCGGCCAAAUGAGGUGUAUAAGGUGUCCUUGGAUAGCUUUUGAAGUCUAUUUUUAUAAUUGAGUGGUCUCAGUUCGAGAGGAGAGAGUAAUCAUCCAAAAAUCGAUCUGGAACGAGCAGUGGUCUGUGAACUCGAGCUGUGAGAGUGCUGAGACUGUUUGGUUGAUAUCUCGAGUUUUACCAAUCCAAUUAAGGCGUGUGAGAUACCAAAAGAAAGCUCUCAAGACGAGGAGUCCUUGAAGGUCUGGUUUGCAUCAAUCGGAGUAGAGUAAGGCUUCCAAAUCGUCCGAUCAGAACGCGACCUCGCAGGGACGGAUUUACUCUUCUAAGAAUCGAGUUAGCCGGAAAACACCCGUUCUAGGGGCUGUUUUCGUAUCAACGAUUAGGGGUUGAAAUAGCAACUUGAGGAGGCUGUUUAGCACCCAUUUCUAAGCAAGGAAUCAGUUCUCAAGCUUCCUUGGCCGAGGCUUUAGCCAUUGGAUCGAGAAGGAAGGUUUUAAAGCUCAUUUGAGGUUGAGGCUAGAGCUUGCUUCCUGUGCUCGUUGCUCGAGGGAUCAUCUAGGAGGGAAGACUUGGUUCGUGCUUCCUCCAUUCAGUUUUAAACAUUAAUAAACAUGCUCAUGGAUAUUUUACUAUGGAGCCUGCGUGCUCAUGAAUAGCCCGGUGUGGUCUUUUUGUUUUAAACAAUGUUUUCCGCUGCAUUAUGAAUUACUUACUAUGUUUGUUUAUGGAUGGCUUACGUGUGAAUGAUAUUCGAGACGCCUCGUAUAAUAUGAAUGUGUUGGACUGCGGUUGACUAUUCGUAUUGUACGGCGGGUUGUUGACGUGUCCGGGGAGGUCCGGGGCGUGACAAUUAAGUUGGUAUCAGAGCCUUAGUCCAUAAACUUCAUAAUGAAGUCUCAAAAUUCUCUUUUUGAAAAUAUUUUGAAAACCAUGAGCAUAGAAGUUUUGUACUUGGAGAGCUUUUGGUACUUGGGUUGCAAGGUCUCUAAUUGUUAAGAUGGUACCCUUAGCAAUUGGUAUGGCGGUGACUCGAGCCAAAAUGUGUCUUAAGUACCUAUCCGUCAAUUGACAUUUGAUACGAGUCUAACGACUCCUUCCAAAUUUCUUUCAGAAAUGGACCGUGGUGGCAGGAUUACUAGGAGAAACCCGACGGGCCGUGUACCAGUGGAGACUGGACAGGGCAGUCGAAGGACCUCUAGGGCAUCUAGAGGAGCUGGCCGUGGAGGCCGAUCACAGACCGUGAGUGACGGUCAUGUUGACACAGAAAGUGAAACCUACUGGUCCUAUGAGGACUCGACUUACCAACCGGAGACCGAGCCGGUUGAGACCCCUUACGAAGGGGAUGACGAUGAUAUAAGUGAUGAAGAAGGGGAGAAUGACUCCCUAGCCAGAAUUGAGGCGCUGCUCCAGCAAUACCAGCGGGAGCGCGAGGGAAGGAGGGAACGCCGAAGGCGCCGAGGAGGGAGAACUUCGGGUGGGGCUUCAAGAGGAAGAAGCCAUGGCGACUCUAGGGCCCACAUUGAACCACAUGGGGGCCGGGGUGAUGGAGGUCCGAUCAUAAGGAUCUCCAAAUACCUCAAGGAGGCACGAGACUUGGGGUGCAAACCCUUCAACGGAGCGGGUGACAUCUCGGUCGCCGCGGAAUGGAUCAAGAGGCUGAACGAAGCAGCCCUUGAUAUGCAACUCACCCCCGAGUUUAAGCUAAGGGUGGCGGUGAGGUUGCUCGAAGGGAUGGCAUCCACAUGGUGGGACGGAGCCAAGGGAAAGUAUGGCAACACGGUGACUUGGGAGAAUUUCCGACAGGAGUUCUUUGCCCAAUAUUAUUCUGAUUUUGAGGUGAACGCCAAGAGGAGAGAGUAUACCCUCCUGACCCAAGGGGGCAAAAUGACGGUGAGGCAACUUGAACACAAAUUCAGGGAGCUCGCGGAGUUCAUACCGGAGUAUGUGUGUGACGAGAACUGGAUGGUAAAUCACUUCUGGGAUGCCUUAGACCUGGAGGUGCGUGAGAGGGCAACACAGUUGCCUAACAUGACUUUUAGCCAAGUGGUCGAGCAAGGGUUAAAAGGAGAGAAAGAAUGGGAGGAAAGAAAGUUGAAGAACGCCGAAGAGGCAAAGAAGAGGAAGUGGGAGAACCAUGGACAUCAAGGUCUUAGCAAAAAGGGGAACCAUGGGGGAGGGGGAUCUUUUCGGACACCCCCACUGCCACCUAGGGGAAGUCAUGGCCCGGGCGGGCAAUCACAAGCCUCGGGGGUGACUCGUUGCAAGAAUUGCAAGAGGAACCACCCGGGGAAAUGUCGUGACCCUCCUAGAUGCUACCAAUGCGGGAGCACGGGUCACAUGAAGAUGAGCUGCCCACAACUGGGCGGGACGAGGGCAUCAGGGCCAAGUAGUGGUAAUACCGGGACACGGAAUCAAGCCGGGACUUCACAAGCGUCCAGGGGGCAAGGGGGAGCAAGCGCAAGCAACGCGCCGUCCGUGAAUCAAUGAAGGACUCAAGCUAGGGUCUACGCGAUGACGGAGGCGGAUGCUCAAGCUAACCCGGAUUCCGUUGCAGGUAUUGCCUCUCGUACACUAGUGUUUUAUCCUUAAUUAGUCCAUAAAUUGAAGUUAUAAAUCCUAGAAUUCAGGUGGGAGCAGACGUAAGAUUGAAAUGGGAAAGGAGAGCAAAACCAUGCUACUACCCGACCGAGUAGGGCAAUAAACCCUACCGGGUGGGACGAGUUUUUGCCCUCGUAAACCUUCUGGAUCGCAUACCCGAUCGGGUUUGGUAAUGAACCCGACCGGGUAGGCCAAGUUUUUUCACUCAUAAGUCCACUGGAACACAUACCCGACCGGGUAUGGUGGUAUACCCGACCGGGUUUGUCAAAAAUUUCUGCCCGACACCUUCUGGAACACAUACCCGACCGGGUAUGGUGGUAUACCCGACCGGGUUUGUCAAAAAUUUCUUCCCGACACUUUCUGGAACACAUACCCGACCGGGUAUGGUGGUAAACCCGACCGGGUUUGUCAAAAAAAAAAUUCUGCCCGAACCCACUGGAACUUAUACCCGAUCGGGUAUAGUAUGUUACCCGACCGGGUACACCUCGAAGUGUUCGUCAAAUGAAAAAGUUGUCUUCAUGAAAGUUGUAGAUAUUUUCAUUGUCUAAAUGAUGGAAUUUGAAUCGAACGAUUUGGUUAAGUAUGUGAAGAGAUAUGAUCAAAACGGUGAGACAGUGUCAAUUUAUAUCUCAACUGCGAACGUCAACCAUAAUUGGGGGAUUUUGCCCACUUUAAGGACAUGAUUUCGCAUUAUGUUCUUCGUAGGAUUGGUCGGUAUGUUAGAGAGGUAUCUUACAUGGCUUAUAAAUGUAGGAACACUAAAGAUUAAUGGGAGAUGUGCGAGAAUCCUCAUCGAUACCGGGGCGCAACGAUCAUUUGUGAGUGAGGCAUUCGCCGGGGGAUUCAACGCACCCCUAGUACCGAUGGCUCAAGCCCUAUUGGUAUCCACACCCCUAGGGGAAGACAUCGAGAGAGAUAGCCACUAUCCAUCGUGUGAGGUGGAAGUGGAGGGCCAAAACUUGUCGUGUGAUUUCGUGCCGCUGAGUAUGAUUGAGUUCGAUGCAAUCCUGGGGAUGGAUUGGCUUGAGAAGCAUCAUGCUAGGGUCGAUUGUUACACGAAAGUACUUGAACUCGAAGGCAAUGAAGGGGUAACCUUACGCUUCGAGGGGGAUAGGGCAAAAUCCAAUAGUUGUAUCAUAUCCGCUGUGAGGGCUAAGAAUAUGAUGAGGAAGGGAUGUCACGCAUAUCUAGCGUAUGUGGUGGACAAAACCAAAGAAGAGACGAGCAUUGAUGAUGUUAGGGUAGUAUGCAAGUAUCGGGACGUCUUUCCUAAAGACUUACCGGGACUUCCACCCGAUAGGGAGAUUGAGUUCGUGAUCGAGGUCGAGCCCGGCACCAAACCAAUCUCCAUACCGCCAUACCGUAUGGCACCCGCUGAACUUAACGAGUUGAAAACCCAAUUGCAAGAGCUUUUGGAUAAUGGUUUCAUUAGGCCAAGCCACUCCCCGUGGGGAGCACCAGUUCUUUUUGUGAAAAAGAAAGAUGGGACACUUCGAAUGUGUAUUGACUAUCGUCAACUGAACAAGGUCACAAUCAAGAAUAGGUAUCCUUUGCCUAGAAUUGAUGACUUGUUUGAUCAACUACGAGGGGAAACCGUGUUUUCAAAGAUUGAUUUGAGGUCGGGUUACCAUCAAUUGAAGAUUAAGGAAGACGACAUACCAAAAAGUGCUUUCCGCACAAGGUAUGGGCAUUUUGAGUUCCUUGUUAUGUCGUUUGGGUUAACAAACGCCCCGGCGGCAUUCAUGGACUUGAUGAACCGAGUAUUCCAUAAAUACUUGGAUCGAUUCGUGAUUGUGUUCAUAGAUGACAUUUUGAUUUACUCAAAGAGUGAGGAAGAGCAUGAAGAACACUUGAUACUCGUUCUUGAGACACUACGGGAGAAGCAACUUUAUGCCAAAUUCUCUAAAUGUGAAUUUUGGCUAAAGGAAAUUGGCUUCCUCGGGCACGUGGUUUCAGGAUCGGGAAUUGCUGUUGAUAAUAAGAAGAUAGAAGCCAUUACCGAAUGGGAGAGACCAAAGAACGUCAAGGAAAUUCGUAGUUUCCUUGGACUGGCAGGCUACUAUAGAAAGUUCGUGGAGAAGUUCUCUGUUUUGGCAUCACCAUUGACGAAGCUCACUCGUAAAGGAGCUAAGUUUGUAUGGGAUGACAAAUGUGAGGAGGGGUUCAUGGAACUAAAGAAGCGAUUGACCGAGGCACCGGUACUUGCAUUACCCAAACAGGGUGUGGGGUACGAUGUCUAUAGCGAUGCGAGCAUCCAAGGGCUUGGAUGCGUGCUGAUGCAGAAUGGGAGGGUAAUCGCCUAUGCUUCACGACAGUUGAAGAAGCAUGAGGUGAAUUAUCCUACUCACGACUUGGAGCUGGGGGCUGUGGUGUUUGCACUGAAGAUAUGGAGACAUUAUCUCUACGGGGAGACAUGUCACAUAUACACUGAUCACAAGAGCUUGAAAUACGUGUUUACUCAAAAAGAGCUAAACAUGAGACAGAGACGGUGGAUGGAGUUGAUAAAAGACUACCAUCUAGUGAUAGAGUAUCACCCAGGCAAGGCAAACGUGGUGGCAGAUGCUUUGAGCCGGAAGAGCUCGUCUGGGGCAUUGCUAGCUAAUUUGAGGGCAUUAAGAGCCCAACUGGAGGUAUCCAGCGAUGGUGCCUUAUUGGCACGAUUUGAGGUGAGACCUACUUUACUUGAUGAGAUCAAGAAGGGUCAAGAGGCUGACGCAGAACUUAUGAAGGUCCGGGAACGCAUGCAAGCGGGACCGGUGGAGGAUUUCAGGGCAAGUGAUGAUGGUCUCUUGUUAUUUCGUGAUCGAGUGUGUGUGCCGUCAGAUGAUGAGCUCCGAAAGUCCAUCUUAGAGGAGGCUCAUUCAUCGGCUUAUGCCAUGCACCCGGGGGGCACGAAAAUGUACCGUGAUUUGAAAGAAAGUUACUGGUGGUCUGGAAUGAAGAGGGAAAUAGCCGAGUACAUCAGUCGAUGCCUUACUUGUCAACAAGUUAAGGCAGAACAUCAGCAUCCAGCAGGCUUGCUACAACCACUUUCCAUUCCUGAGUGGAAGUGGGAACAUGUGACUAUGGAUUUCGUGGUAGGUUUACCACGGACAAUUCGGAACUACGAUGCGGUUUGGGUUGUUGUGGAUAGGCUCACAAAGAGUGCACACUUCUUGCCUAUCAACACUACCUACCCACUUGAGAGGUUAGCCAAAUUGUAUACGGAUGAGAUCGUGAGGCUGCAUGGGGUCCCAGUGACCAUUGUAUCCGAUAGAGACCCACGAUUCACAUCACGUUUUUGGCCGAAAUUUCAGGAGUCUAUGGGAACGAGGUUGAAGUUCAGUACUGCUUUCCACCCACAGACGGAUGGGCAGUCUGAAAGAGUCAUACAGAUCUUAGAAGACAUGCUGAGGGCUUGUGCGUUGGAGUUCCAAGGAAGUUGGGACAACCACUUAGCACUUGUGGAAUUUGCCUAUAACAACAGUUAUCAGGCAAGCAUCGGUAUGCCUCCAUACGAGGCAUUGUAUGGGAGGAGGUGCCGUACACCGUUAUGCUGGGAUGAGGUUGGCAUGGCCAAACUCGAGGGUACUGAGUUGGUUGAGGUCACCAAAUCAAAGGUGAAAUUGAUUCGAGAGAGACUCAAAGCGGCCCAGGAUAGGCAAAAGAGUUAUGCAGAUAAACGUCGAAGAACCUUAGAGUUUAAGGUUGAUGACGAGGUAUUCUUGAAAGUUUCUCCUUGGAAAGGAAUCAUUCGAUUUCAAACCCGAGGGAAGCUUAACCCACGGUACAUAGGUCCAUUCAGAAUUAUAGAGAGGAUUGGGGCCGUUGCAUAUCGUCUACAGUUGACUCCUGAGUUAGAGAAGAUACAUAAUGUGUUUCAUGUAUCCAUGCUUAAGAAGUAUGUGCAUGAUCCCUCACACGUAUUGGAGAAGCCACCUGUAGAGGUACGUGAGGAUUUGAACUACGCUGUUCAACCAAUCAAGGUCACCGACAGGAAGGUGAAGAAAUUGAGAAGCAAGGAAGUCCCAAUGGUUAAAGUACUUUGGAAAAGCGAUCGGGUCGAAGAAGAGACAUGGGAAACAGAGGCCUUGAUGAGGAAACAGUAUGCCUUCCUAUUCGAGUAGAGCUGUGAAUUUCGGGGACGAAAUUCCUGUUAAGGGGGGGUGAACUUGUGACACCGCACCCGAACGUCCUUGAGAAUUUGAUUUUAGAAUUCAAAGUUUAUGUAUUGGAUUUCUGAUUCCCAAACAAUUGUAAAACGAUUGUUGUUUUACGUAAUUCAUGAUCGAUUAUGAUACCGCUCGAACUCGUAAUAAAAGAUCCAAACAUUAUCUAAAUAGUUAUACAUAACGUUUCAAGACAAGUUGAGGAAGGGCGGGCAGUCCAUACAUUAUUUUGAGCUCAACCCGCUAAAAUAGCAAACAGUUGAGGACGGCGUCGUAGGCCCACUCGGGGGCGACCCACACGGCUUGUAGCCCAAUAAUAUGAAUGACAAAUGUCAAAAUAAGCGAUAGGAUGAUUAAAGAAGAGUACAAAUGCCUAUAACCCCAUCUUUGGCAUUAUUGAGCCAAAUAAUGGGAGUAGGAUUUUCCUUCUAUAUUAUCCAUCAAGUAAGUUAUUGAGAUGAGCCUACACAUAUUGGAGAUCAAUAAUGUUAUGUAGGAAGUUGACUUGUUCUAAAUAAAUUAGGAUGAGUCCAAAAAGACAUCUUUGACAAAAGAUAAAACAAUAGGACCCAUUCUUCCAUUUUUGGAUGUAUUGAUUAAUGUUUUGCUCCCAAAAAUAAUGGGGGAACACAUGCUGCGCCCCAUCCCUUCUUUUCCACCUGCAAGACAAGAAAAAUAAGGUUAGGAGGCUGCCAUAGUUGACUCUAGGGGCUGGACUUGACAAAGGAAACAAAAGGGAACCCCACCUAGCCUAUUUUUCGCUCAUAAGAGUGGUGCUGGUUGUCUCCCUUCAUGAGUGAUGUUAUACUCGGCCAAAUGAGGUGUAUAAGGUGUCCUUGGAUAGCUUUUGAAGUCUAUUUUUAUAAUUGAGUGGUCUCAGUUCGAGAGGAGAGAGUAAUCAUCCAAAAAUCGAUCUGGAACGAGCAGUGGUCUGUGAACUCGAGCUGUGAGAGUGCUGAGACUGUUUGGUUGAUAUCUCGAGUUUUACCAAUCCAAUUAAGGCGUGUGAGAUACCAAAAGAAAGCUCUCAAGACGAGGAGUCCGUGAAGGUCUGGUUUGCAUCAAUCGGAGUAGAGGACGGCUUCCAAAUCGUCCGAGCAGAACGCGACCUCGCAGGGACGGAUUUACUCUUCUAAGAAUCGAGUUAGCCGGAAAACACCCGUUCUAGGGGCUGUUUUCGUAUCAACGAUUAGGGGUUGAAAUAGCAACUUGAGGAGGCUGUUUAGCACCCAUUUCUAAGCAAGGAAUCAGUUCUCAAGCUUCCUUGGCCGAGGCUUUAGCCAUUGGAUCGAGAAGGAAGGUUUUAAAGCUCAUUUGAGGUGAGGAUCGACAUCUAGUUGCUUACAACUUGUAGGUUGAGCAUGAGAUUACCUAAAUGCCUACGUAAUGUUUUCCAUGGAUUAUGAUGAUAACCUAUUGAUGGAAUAUUGAUCUAUUUUCCAAAGAAUGAAAUGAGAAAUGAUUUGGUAAAGUAUUGAUGAAAAUGGAGUUAAAUGAACUAUUACGUGAAAUAGGCAUUCUACUCAUGUGUGAAUUGUGUAGAUACAUAAAUGAUUAUUUAUGUAUUACAUUGAAUGAUUAAGUUGCUGCUACAUAUCUCUAAAUAUGUAGGGUUUUACAAAUGGAAUAUAUGAUUGAUAAGAAUAAUCUUAAUAGUAUUGAAAUACUAGUUAACGAUUGUUGUAAUUGUUGAAGAAUUGAAUCUAAGGAUUUGAUUGUAAUUGAUGAACUUGAUUGUGAUGCAAGUGACUAAAUUGAUGUAAUGUGAUGCUAAGACCAUGGUUGGGCAGUCCGUAGGGAUGUCCCAAAAUAGAUUGUUGAUAUUACAAUUCUAGGCAUAGCGAGUGCUUAGGAAUUGGGGUCUAUGCCAAUGUAAGGAGAUGUACUUGAGCCCGUGCUCAUAGAAUUGCAUUGGGUAGACAUGAUGAGGUGAUUGUUGUGCAUGGUGAUGUAGUUGAGUUGGACUCAAGAAAUGCACGGUGGAGUAGUUAGCUUAUGCUAAUAAGGGUGCAUGGUGAUGUAGUCGAGUUGGACUCGAGAAUGCAAACAUGUGUGUUAGAGUUGAACCCUAUGUAUUGUUGUGACUAGGGGUCACGGGAUUUUGGGGUAUGUUUGAUAAACAAACCUUGGGCCUACGGGCCGACUACUUGACUUUGUAUAUAAAGUAAGUAUAUUUUUAAAAGGGGUAACUUGGGGUUACGGCCUAGAUUAUACUAUCACCCUAUUUGAGGGUCUUGUGUUUGAAAUACUUGUUGUAUAUCUAUUAGUUGCCAUCCACACCAGCACUUUAUAGCCCUAUAGAGUGCUGACCCCUUCGGGGGCGUCCCAUUACCAUUUUUCAGGUUGAGGCUAGAGCUUGCUUCCUGUGCUCGUUGCUCGAGGGAUCAUCUAGGAGGGAAGACUUGGUUCGUGCUUCCUCCAUUCAGUUUUAAACAUUAAUAAACAUGCUCAUGGAUAUUUUACUAUGGAGCCUGCGUGCUCAUGAAUAGCCCGGUGUGGUCUUUUUGUUUUAAACAAUGUUUUCCGCUGCAUUAUGAAUUACUUACUAUGUUUGUUUAUGGAUGGCUUACGUGUGAAUGAUAUUCGAGACGCCUUGUAUAAUAUGAAUGUGUUGGACUGCGGUUGACUAUUCGUAUUGUACGGCGGGUUGUUGACGUGUCCGGGGAGGUCCGGGGCGUGACAUAUAUCUACCAAAAUUUGUUUUUGUGCAUAUUCAAUUGUAGGCCGUCAUGCCAAGCGUCAUCUCAAGGAGCCUUGAUCACCUCAAUGAGUGAGUUGAAGAUUCUUAUAUGUGAUUAAGAGAGACGUGAUAUUAACACCAUUGAUAAUAUAGUCUAUAAAGAACUUUUCAGAAAGCUAUGAUCCUUUUUGUAUAGUACGUGUUGGGUGUGUUUCGAAAAACAAAGAAAAUUAAUUAAAAUAAAUUAAUUAAUAAAAUGAC